Oncorhynchus gorbuscha (pink salmon) is the source of this 3689-nucleotide messenger RNA. Its product is annotated as hsp90 co-chaperone Cdc37-like 1. Bases 164 to 1249 code for a protein of 361 amino acids. The record is from RefSeq and is a predicted model, not a curated record. Gene Ontology annotation, biological process: protein folding; protein stabilization. NCBI's taxonomy places the organism in Eukaryota, Metazoa, Chordata, Actinopteri, Salmoniformes, Salmonidae. The transcript is spliced from 8 exons. Gene Ontology annotation, cellular component: cytoplasm. Gene Ontology annotation, molecular function: heat shock protein binding; protein-folding chaperone binding.
CUUGAAUAAAAACAUGGAGGCUGCUGUGUAUUUGUGCUCUGAUCCAAAUAUCACUUUUGCUAGCGCUUUGCCUUUCUUUGGAAGAACUUAGGCGAUAUCGAUAUUUUCCCAAUUGAUAGAUUCGGCCUCGGUGUUUUGGGCGGGUCGAGACGGAGCAGCAGCGAUGGAGUGGUUCGGGACUGGAAACUCCCCUAUGUUUCCCGAAGAAGAAGAGGGUUACAGUGCCUCUGCCUCUUCUGUGCCAAGUAGCUUUCACAGCUCAUCACUGCAGGAGGAUGCCAGUGCAGAGUCCAUGGUGUCCCUGUGCCAGAGACAGCAGCAGUGUGUGAAGGCCUCUGUUUCCAGCUGGCAGUUAGUGGAGGCUCAGGACCAGCUGUGUGGGAUGGAGCUGCACGGCUCCGAGAGCGUCGAGCAGGAGCGCGCCCGUGCUGUCGCCGGCCAAUCGGAGCUCUCGCAGACUGAACAUGAGUGGCGCCGGAAGGAGAGCAUGCUGGGAGGGAGCAGGAGCCCCGUGCUCAGCGCUGACAGCAGCCGGGACAUGUUCGACAAGAGUAUUAUUAAUAGUAAAAACGUUGAAUUGGAGGUUCACGACAAGAGCAAAACCUUUGUUCAGAAGUAUGAAAAAGAAUUGAGACAUUUUGGCAUGUUGCGGAGGUGGGAUGACAGCCAGCGCUUCCUGUCUGACCUGCAUCACCUCAUCUGUGAGGAGACGGCCAACUACCUGAUCCUCUGGUGCUUUAGACUUCAGGCCGACGGGAAAGAGGCGUUGAUGGAGCAGGUCGCUCACCAGGCUGUUGCUAUGCAGUUUAUCCUGGAGAUGGCCAGCACCUCCCAGCAGGAUCCCAGAGGCUGCUUCCGUCACUUCUUCCACAAAGCCAAAGCAGGACAAGAGGGGUACUUAAAUGUCUUCCAUGCUGAGCUAGAGGCCUUUAAGCAGAGAGUAAAAGAGUACACUGUCAAGUUCAAAGGAGAGACCCUCUCCAAUGACACACCGCUCCAGAGCAGUACAGCACGCUGUCAUCUGGAUCCCAAAGAGGUUCUAGAAUCUUUACCCCCAGAACUGAAGGCAGGGUUCCAGCUGCAAGACAUGCAGAUUCUCCAGAAUGUUCUCAGCACCAUGAAUCCACAGGUGGCAGAGUACCAUGUGAAGCGUUGUCUGGAGUCCGGCUUGUGGACGAACAAAGAAGGGAGACGGUCCAAGGAGGAAGUUAAUCCAGAAACAGACGACCUGCGCAUGAUGGAGACAUAACGACUGUGGUGCAGACUCCCUCCAUCUCUCCCAUAGGAAUUGACACUCUCAAUAGGAAAAGGGCUGAGCUCCCCACAGAGACUUAUUUUUGUAUGCAGCAGAAUCUGCGCCUGAAUGUGUCUUGCACUUUAUAUUUGUUCAAAACAAUCUAUUUAAAGAAAGCGAGUGGUAGGUAUUUUGAGGCACUUACCUUACCUUAUAUAGCUAGAGUAUCUCUACUCAUGUCAUAUCUUGAUUGUUUUAGCAGAGUGAACCUUGCUUUGUAAGGAAGUCAUCUUUACACUUGAGUUUACAAGAACUACUUCAAACUUUUUAGAAUUGUUUUUGUUUAUAUAUUUUGGGGUAUUCCUGUGACUCCGUUAAUCAACCUUAUGGGUGUGAAGAAGGGAGAUAACAGUAUAUCUACAGUAGGCUUCACAAGUAGGAAGUCUAGAGGUUAAGAGCGUUGGGCCAGUAACAGAGAAAUUGGCCGUUCUGCCCUCGACCAAAGCAGUUAACCCCCAACAAUAACUACGGGCGCCAACGACAUGGACGUUGAUUUAAGGCAGCCCGCACCGCUCUGAUACAGAGGGGUUGGAUUAAAAGCGGAAGACUCAUUUCGGUUGAAUGAAUUGUUUGACAAAUGACUAGGUAUCCCCCUUUCCUUUCUUUAGUAGGAGGGGAAAAGCCUGAGCAUUACAAUCAAACUUGCUCUUGUCGUAAAUAAAAGUGCACCAUGUUUUGGUUGAAGAAACAAGAGGCCUAAUCCUGGAGUCCUAUUUCUGCAGUCUCUAACGUUCUGUCCAACACCACUGAGCCACUAGUGCAUGUGGUUAAAACUGUCACAGACACGUGCAAACGCUCUGGGCCCAUAUUCACAAAGUGUGAAUAGGAGUGCUAGUCUAAGGUCUGGUCAACACCUCUAAUUGACAAUGGUUUAAAAGGUCUGCCCCCCCCCCCCUCUAAUUCAUAAUGGUUUAAAUGGUCUGCCCCCCCCUCUAAUUGAUAUUGGUUUAAAUGGUCUGCCCCCCCCCUCCCUCUAAUUGAUAAUGGUUUAAAAGGUCUGCCCCCUCUAAUUGAUAAUGGUUUAAAAGGUCUGCCCCCUCUAAUUCAUAAUGGUAUAAAGAGCUAAACUGAUCUCAGAUCAGCACUCCUAUUCUGAGACACUGGAUGAGGGCCCUGUGCUCUUUCAGCUCCUGUGUGUCCAGUUUGUCAUUAGGACAAUAUUUAAUGGUGAUAUACUACCAUGGUAGUAUAAUGACGACUUCACUAUGCAAAGCAAUGAGUUUGCUGUUAUUACUUUUGUUACUGCUGGUCACUCAUCCUCAACCAACACUCAUAAAAUGUAUUGCUCUGUCCAUCACAGAAUAAUAAGCUUCUCAACAUAUCAAUGUAUGGCUGCUAAACUCAACUGCUCACAUAAUUGAUUGUGAAACUGGAAACAACCUGUAGAACUGACUUUGGCUGCCAUAACGUGAAAACAUCCUGUACUAGUCUGUGCUGUUUGAAAUAGAACCGCUUUAAAACAACUGUGCAGGGUAAAUGGCUAAUAAUACAUUAGGUCUACCUGAACACAUUUGAAACGUUCUGCAAAAAUCUAAUGAAAUAAAUGAAUUAAAAUCUGUUUUGUUGCUUUUCACUGUUUUUUUGUUUCAUGAUAGUUAUAAUAAAAUCUUAUCAGCCUGAUCAGUCUCUUCCAGAUAGUGAGACUCGAUAAUAACUUAUUACAGAACAAGUAUAUUGUUUAAGAUACUGUAUAUUCAUACAUUUAUGGAUAUAUAACAGUCAUUUAUCACUGAUUAUCAAAGAGCUAAUCUCAGGGUAACACAGAACUAAAGUCUGCUCGAUUAAAUUCUGGGUCCGUGAGAUGCUAGAACGAGGAGCUCCAUCCACUCUCUGCAAGUUAAGGGAUGAAUGACUGCCCAUCUGAAAAAGAAUGGUAACACCUCAGUUGUGAUUUGUCUAAAUAACCAGUGAUGGAAAAAAACGAGGCACCAGAACUAUAGCUGCUCAUUAACUAUCAGUGCUCAUAAUAGAUCUAUUGCAUUUUAUGUUUACAUAUUCUGCCCAUGAGAUUAUCAAAGAACAGGUCAUAAUGUGCUACAAAAAUACUGCAUAUAAUAUCUUUUCAAUAUAGAGACAGCCAUUAGAUGACAAAUCUAUACUCAGACCAAAUAAAGUGUAUAAAACAUUAGGAAUAGCUGCUCUUCCCAUGAAAGACUGACUAGGUGAAUGCUGUGAUGCCUUAUUGAUGUCACCUGUUAAAUCCUAAACCCACUUCACAUAGAGACUGGUUAAAGAAGGAUUUUUAAGCCUUGAUGCCCGAAGUUAGGUGCGAUGCAGACCCGGUGAAGAGUGUGGUGAAACAGAAGACACUGUCUGUACUAUUGAGUUUUGAUGCAGGGUCUUUACCAGAAAGUCAAGUUAGGAUGUGGCUGUUCUGAGAGCAAAAGGGAGGGGG